Molecule: messenger RNA, 2452 nt
Organism: Chelonia mydas (Green sea turtle)
Lineage: Eukaryota; Metazoa; Chordata; Testudines; Cheloniidae
Gene: DNAJA1
Product: DnaJ heat shock protein family (Hsp40) member A1
Exons: 9
Coding region: 155-1348 (397 amino acids)
Biological process (GO): protein refolding; response to heat
Cellular component (GO): cytoplasm; cytosol
Molecular function (GO): ATP binding; Hsp70 protein binding
Source: RefSeq, a predicted model, not a curated record
GGGCGGGACUUCCGGGGCGAGGCUUCGCCAGCGACAAAACUCCCCGGAUGCGUUGCGGCAGAGACCGGCUUGGAAAGAACUUUCUAGAAGAGCCAGGCGCGGCGAGCGCAGCCGAGACCGGAGCCCGCCCAGCCCCCCCCGCCGGCCGCCCGCCAUGGUGAAGGAGACCACGUACUACGACGUGCUGGGGGUGAAGCCCGGCGCGUCGCAGGAGGAGCUGAAGAAGGCCUACCGCAAGCUGGCGCUGAAAUACCACCCCGACAAGAACCCCAACGAGGGCGAGAAGUUCAAGCAGAUUUCCCAAGCCUAUGAAGUUCUUUCUGAUCCCAAGAAGAGAGACUUGUAUGACAAAGGUGGCGAACAGGCUAUUAAAGAGGGUGGUACCGGCAGUAGUUUUGGGUCACCCAUGGAUAUUUUUGACAUGUUCUUUGGAGGAGGUGGAAGAAUGCAGCGAGAGAGGAGAGGUAAAAAUGUUGUUCAUCAGUUGUCAGUAACUUUGGAAGACUUAUAUAAUGGUGCAACAAGAAAACUGGCUCUGCAGAAGAAUGUGAUCUGUGACAAAUGUGAAGGCCGAGGUGGUAAGAAAGGUGCAGUAGAAUGCUGUCCCAAUUGCAGAGGUACAGGCAUGCAAAUACGAAUUCACCAGAUAGGACCAGGAAUGGUUCAGCAAAUCCAGUCUGUGUGCAUGGAAUGCCAGGGACAUGGGGAGCGUAUCAGUCCUAAGGACAGGUGUAAAAGCUGCAUUGGAAGGAAGAUUGUUCGAGAGAAGAAGAUUCUAGAAGUUCAUAUUGAUAAAGGAAUGAAGGAUGGUCAGAAGAUAACAUUCCAUGGGGAAGGGGACCAAGAACCAGGACUAGAGCCAGGAGACAUCAUUAUUGUCUUGGAUCAAAAAGACCAUUCUACAUUUACAAGGCGAGGUGAAGACCUGUUCAUGUCCAUGGACAUACAGCUGGUUGAGGCACUGUGUGGCUUUCAGAAACCUAUUGCAACACUGGAUAACAGAACUAUAAUUAUUACGUCUCAUCCUGGUCAGAUCGUCAAGCAUGGAGAUAUCAAAUGUGUGCUGAACGAGGGUAUGCCAAUUUAUCGCAGACCGUAUGAAAAAGGGCGCCUGAUCAUGGAGUUCAAGGUAAACUUCCCAGAGUGUGGCUUCCUCUCCUCUGAUAAGCUCUGUCUAUUGGAAAAACUUCUACCUGCAAGGAAGGAAGUGGAAGAAACUGAAGAAAUGGACCAGGUAGAGCUGGUGGACUUUGACCCUUCUCAAGAAAGAAGACAGCACUACAAUGGAGAAGCCUAUGAAGACGAUGAGCAUCAUCCUAGAGGUGGUGUUCAGUGUCAGACAUCUUAAAAUGGCCAGUGAAUACCCAUUGUGAUGCUUGUUUUGUAUGCAUUAGUGGGUGAGUGAAGACCUACAAGCAGCUCACUCGCUCCUUGCUAUUGUUUUUGUUUUAAUAUUCAACCAUAGUUGUGUUUUUUUAAAACAAGUUAAUGAAUAAAAUCAAUAAUAUUAGAAAACCACACACUGACUUUGCAAUUUAUGUAAAGUUCAGGGUGCAAGCUCAGCUGAAGUUGACCAAUGAAGUCAGCUACCCCUGGCUGCUUGUCUUUAUUUCAGGCCUUGUAAUUCUUGUAUUUUAAUUGUGUGCAAAUGCACUGGCUUAGAUUAAGAUUGAGUGGCGGUCUUUUAGAUUCUAUGCCCUGUUAAUGAAGUAUACCCAAGUAUUUAUUUAUAGUUCAUGUUAAGAUCAGUGAAAGUUUCUGUUCUAAUCAGACUGUAGAACAUAACCUGUGACUGUUUUGGACUUGUACUGCUAUUCAUCAAAUCAGGACUUGCUCUAAUGCAGCUGCACAGUGCUGUACUGAUUACCUCACUCUGACGAGGAUGUGGUCCAUCUUCACAUGCCCACUUAAACUCCUGCGGAUGCACCAGCUCCCUCAGCCUGCUGGAUUUGAGAUUUUACAGAUCCUUUUGCCUGCUAGCUUCAUUCUUUUGUGACCCACUAGUGGAUUACAAGUGAAGCUUCCUGCUGUUAUAAGCACAGGCAACUUGUCAGGCACUAGUGAACAGUGGGACGGCACUAACAUGCCUAAGGAGAGCUAGAAUUUUAACCCCAUAGUCCUUAUUUGUGAGUGAGGCAAGCAGAACAGCUGAGCUUGCUAUUCUAAAUCCCUAAAGUAGUCUCUGCCUACUGAUGUGAAAUUUGACCUCCAACUUGAUGCAUUAAGUUAGAGGAAGUACCACAGACUCAGUACUGGGGAGUGAAGGUGAAAGGUGUAUGACCCUGUAUAAGGAAUUCAAUAUUAACCAGAAGAGUGGAUGACCAAUUGAGUCCAGUAUUUGUAUCAAAGUUCUCAUCUUUCUGUGUGCAUAAUCUUAAUCUAAUUCUUGAAAGACUCUGUAUUGUUCCAGUUAUUGUAGGCAAAACUUUUCCAAUAUAAUUACAAAACUGUU